GCAGCGGAUUUGCGCAAAGUCGAAACUAGCCAACAACACGAAAAACCAACUACUCACCGGCGUCCACGCAUUCGUAGAGCAAAUCGCAUACCUAAACCCAUGUUUCCACCAAAUAGGACCAAUCUCUUCCACCAUCAACGCGAGCAAGACACCACUGCCGACGCUGAGGAUGAUAUUGUGCGCUCGGAAGAGCGUGUUGAGCACAUAGGCGGGUUUGUCCCUCAACAAAUGUUGGAUAGUGAAAAUA
Acaulospora colombiana is the source of this 247-nucleotide messenger RNA. Lineage: Eukaryota; Fungi; Glomeromycota; Glomeromycetes; Diversisporales; Acaulosporaceae. The record is from the annotation of a GenBank genome assembly.